AUGAGGAAAAAUAAACCAACAUAUAAAAUUAUAGUGAAUAGAGGAAUUUCUUCCUUGAGAAAUAAAAAUGAGUAGGAAGUAACGGAAUAACUUCCAGUCAUUAAGCCCAAAUCUAUAGCGAGAGGCUUUGUGAAGAAUUUCGAGAUCAAAAAGGUAAGAGUAAAAGUGGCCAUCACAGAAGAAAAGUUAGAAAUAAACCUAAAACAGGUCAAAUUGCAUCCAAUUUAAAAAGAGGAAUCUCCCCCAUUAAGUGAAACAAGAUAAUCACAGUCUUCAAUUUAUCAGAAAACUAAAGAAGAUAAUAAUAGAUCGGUAUCACCUAUCAAAAAAGAAACAUCAAAGCAUUAGAAAUAUGAAGUAAUUGAAAAUUUAGAGGAUAAUUUAGAUACAUAUAUUAAGAUUUAUUAUUCAAUAACCAAAUUGAUGGAUGCAAUGAGGAAGGUAAUUUUAUUUAAUUUUUUAAUAGUCAAGAAUGUGAGUGAUUUCGUAGAUCAAAUCAACAGAUUUUAGGAAAUAAUUGAUGGAGUGCACUUUUAAGCAUUAGAGAAUCUUUUGAUUGAAAAUAGCAAGAAAUUUAGAUAAAUUUUAAUAUUGAUAAAAUUAGGAGUAAGAAAUAAUAAAAUUAUAAUUAUUAGAUAAUUCUAAUAGUGAAUGGUUUUUUUGAUUAACAAGUCUACUCAACCAAUAAUGUGAAUUUUAGAAACUUGCUCAUCUAUAAUCUAUAAAACUAUUUUUUUUUAGGUUAGUUCAUACUCUAGAAAACUUAAAAACAAGAAUUGGCAACAAUAAUUACAUAAAACUAAAAGCAUUUCAACAAUAACAAAAUAGAAUCAAGUAUUCAAAUAAGACAAAAUGUUGAAUUACUAUAAGGAUUAUAUAAGUCAUUAAGUAAGUAAUCCAAAGAUCUUUAUUAAUUUCUAAAUUCGUUUUUUAGAUUGAUUCCUAAUUUAAGGAUAGUAGAAAGUAAUAUAAUGUUAUAAAACUUUACAUCCUUGUACAUUACUGUAUAAUAAGGUUAUUACGGAUUAUUGGGCAUUCCAUUGAUAAGCGUAGCUCAUAAACCUUACCUCCCUAAUGAAGCCACCCAUAAAUUUACUCUUAUUUUAGACAUGGAUGAAACAUUGAUUCAUUUUGUAGAUUAAACAAAAAGCUUUUUAGUAAGACCAUAUACAGAGUAGUUUCUGUAAGAAAUGAGUAAAUAUUAUGAGAUUGGAGUAUUUACUGCUGGAUUACCAGAUUAUGCAAAUUGGGUUCUUGACUAAGUUGCCUUUAAUAAAUACAUCUAAUUUAGAUUAUAUCGAUAACAUGCUAUGUAAUAUCAAUAACACUUUGUAAAAGACCUGUCAAGACUGGGUAGAAACCUGGCUAAAUGCAUAAUAAUAGAUAACAUAGCGGCUAACUAUCAACAUUAAGAAGAAAAUGGGAUUUAAAUUAAGACUUGGUACAACUAUCCUGAUGAUAAAGAAUUGGUUAAAUUAGGAGCAUUUUUAAGAAAAAUAGCAGAAGAUAAUUGUGAAGAUGUAAGGGAUGCUCUUCAAAUGUAUAACAAAGCUUCUGUAUAGUGA
Molecule: messenger RNA, 1565 nt
Organism: Paramecium octaurelia
Lineage: Eukaryota; Ciliophora; Oligohymenophorea; Peniculida; Parameciidae
Source: the annotation of a GenBank genome assembly